This is a messenger RNA of Giardia duodenalis, 2679 nucleotides long. RefSeq names its product Gamma adaptin. Gene Ontology annotation, molecular function: clathrin-cargo adaptor activity. The record is from RefSeq and is a predicted model, not a curated record. Gene Ontology annotation, biological process: Golgi to vacuole transport; receptor-mediated endocytosis; intracellular protein transport. The transcript has a single exon. Gene Ontology annotation, cellular component: AP-1 adaptor complex; membrane coat. The coding region runs from base 1 to 2679 and encodes 892 amino acids. NCBI's taxonomy places the organism in Eukaryota, Fornicata, Diplomonadida, Hexamitidae.
AUGGAGCUUAGCAACUUCAUUCGCAGAGUUCGCACGUCGCGAACGUCUACCCAGAUGCGCGAAGUUAUAGAGGUAGAGCUAGCAAAUGUCAGGGCGGAGCUAAAGAAGCCAAGGACAGAUGAACUCGCUCAGUUGGUCGCCAAGAUGACGUGUGCGUACUUAUGGGGUUUUAACGUUUCCUGGGGAUAUGUACACAUGUGCACACUAUGUAGCGUCGCCAAGAUGCAUGCGGAAAAGCGCAUAGCUUAUCUGGCAUUGACACUCAGCUAUGCAGAAGCCACCCAGCUCUUCAGCCUGACAACCAACGCCCUGGCCAAAGAUCUUGUGGAGGACAACGUGAGCACGCACUACAAGGUGUCGCUUGCUCUGACUACUAUAUGCACCAUAUGCUCCAAGGAGGCAGCGCCCGUCUUUAGCACUCGUGUCUAUGAGCUCAUUUCCGGCGGGUCUAGUAUUUACCUACGUAAGAAAGCAAUCAUGGCCGCCUGCGCCAUCCUACAGGCCUGUCCAGAUCUCUCACCACGAUUCGUAGAUGUCUGUUCUGCAUCCCUCUCUGACAAGGCCCACUCCGUGGUAUUGGCCGGUUGUGAGUUGGGCAUAAUUAUUCUGAGCGCAAAUGAGGAACUAAUUCAUAAGCUAGCGCACAAAAUCUACCAUCUUCUGAAGGUUCUCAACAAGCUCUGUGCGGUGACGACUUUUCCAGACCACAAUGUUGGUGGGUUUUGUGAUCCUCUUCUCCAGCAGGCAAUCCUGCGCUUCCUGGGGCGCGCCAUUAGAGCUGCAUUCAGCUACAAUUGUACAAUCUUCCUUGACACGCUACCGUCCUUAAGGAGAUACUUUUUAUCCGUGUUCAGUAGCAUACUAGAGAAGUGCUCAUCAACCACAGUAAGCCGCAACAUCGGCCUGAGCAUCUGCGCCCAAGUCUUUACGCUUUUCUCUGAAAUCCCAGAUUCAUUUUUCUUCGAGAAAACGGCUCACUUAUCCGAAACAAUACCCGAGGAGGAGGCAUUGCCAAACCUAGUCAUGAGCUUCAUGCGACUGUUAUUGGAAGCGGUGACUGACUACUCAGAUCUCAUAUCCUGUACAGCUCUAGAGUCAUUGAAAAACUUUGUCCUACACAAAAAGCAAACGGCUGGGCUAGACUCAGAUACGAAGUUUAAAAAGUUCUCCCAACUGCUCAAGCGACAGAAUCCGGCCGUACGUAAGCGGGCGCUGGACUUACUUCUGCUGCUUGUCCACAAGAAGGAUAUUAGAGGUUAUAUUGCUGAUCUUUUUAAGUACAUUGAGAAGGACCCGGUUAUCAAGAUCAAUAGGAUUGAUUUUGCUAACUCUAUAAGAGACAUUGUCCUUCUUUCCGUUCUUUCUCCGUGCGAUGGAUUUGACUACCUGCUUAGACUAAUUCUUCUCAUUACAGAGGGGUGUAACAAUGCUCUGGCACAGGCUAUUAUUGCUACAAUCUCGCGAUCAGAUGCCACAGUAGCAGACAAGAAACACUUCAUCGAUGCAUUUGCAGCACACAAGGAAGCGAUGCUCGAGAGUGUUCAUAACGGGAAAAUUACUGCUCUAGUGGAUACUUAUUUAUUAUCAAUCUCGUACAUUCUACAAUUAGAAAAUGUUGGUACAAAUACUGCUAGCCAAAAUAGCAUCCUGUCUGACAUCGACUUUGACUUUAGUUUCAAGCUAUGUCAGUACAUCUUCUGUAUGCCAGACACUGAUGAAGCAACUACCCUCAAGCUGACAGCUGCGCGAUCACUGGCAUUCUUGGCAGAACUAAGUGAGUCAGCGAGGAAGCAAGUGAUGGAGUACUAUGAUUCUAUUAAGCGAACAGUCUCUCCACUCAUUCUAAUGACAAUCUUACAAUUAAAGCACAUCCUCCUACACCCAUCUCUCCGCUAUACAUUGGCUUCAGUGCCAAACUUAACCCUCACUCCACCCAACAUCAAGAGCACAAAACGCUACACCAAUCCUUCUCUGUUCAUGCACAUACCACACAGUGUCCAACCAUCCAAGUCUUCUGUUGAACAAAACCCCAAUACAGACAUCACACUGAGCGCGCUAGGAGCAGAACCGACCCUUGAGCGCAUAGUGACACUUGAUCAUGCAGGACAAGCAGCGCAGCGGAGCUCCCAAAGGGAAGAUUCAGCUUCUAUUUCACCCGUCUUUGUUAAUGAUGAUCUAAAAGUAUACAUAAUGAAGAUUGUUAAGGGUUCAGAUGAAGCAGUAGAGUCUAGGUCCUCUAGGCUCAGUACUAAUGAUGAUGUACACAGUCCGGACACAGGGCCUGUGAAGUUGCAGCUCUCGUUGUAUGCAGUGUCCAAUCUAUUGACAGCACGCAUCCAGUACUCCGUACCAAAGACGUGUAAGGUUUGCAUGGAAGACCCCAGUGGAGAUGUUACCGGACCAUUGAAGCCACCCAUUACUCAGUUGCUAGAAAUCGUUUCUGGCACGGAGAAAGAAGGAAGCAAGUCCCACUCUACCUCACAGCUUAGUGAGAGCGACACUGCUGAGCUCACGACACCCAUUCCUAUUCGUCCACACAACAGGGGCGAGUCACACUUGGAGGCACUCAAUCCUAUGAGCCCGAGGGGAAAAGCAAACGGCAUCAAUCUGUGGGUCCGUGUCAAGUAUAUAAUACCUCACUCUAUAAAGCAGGCCGUUGAGUUCAAGGUGUGUGUUUAA